AUGAGUGCUGACAUGGAAGAUUUGAAGAAGAAGUACGAAGAACUAACUCGCAGGCUGGCUGAAAAGGAUGGAAAAACCCCUGCUUCGGGGCUUAUGGAUAACACCGAUCUGCCUUUCACUGACCGAGUGUUAAGUUUCCCUUUGCCUGAAAACUUCAAGAUGCCUCGCGUCAAGGAGUUUAACGGUAGUGGCGACCCUUCUGAACAUAUGGAAAGCGUCCGUGUUCACUUUUCCCUUCAUAGGUUUCCAGAUGAAAUAGCAUGCAGAACCUUUCCUCUCACUCUGGAAGGAGUUGCUCAGGACUGGUUUGCCAGAUUGCCUGCCAAGUCGAUAGAUAGUUUCAAAGAACUUGGAAGUCUCUUUUUAAGCCAAUUCCUGGCUACCAAGAAGAGGAGGAAGCACUCGGCUUGCUUACUGUCAUUACGUCAAGGGAAGGAAGAAAGCCUGAAGGAUUUCAUGCAUAGGUUCAAUAAAGAAAAAUUGUUAGUGGAUAACCCGGGGGAUCAAAUGGUAUUACCUGCAUUAUGGCAUGGAGUCAGGCCAAACGGGCCUCUAAUGGCCGAAGUAUCAAAAAGUUCUACAGAAAUAACUCUUCCCGAGUUUAUCGCCAAAACAGAAAAGUAUAUUAAUCAGGAGGAAAUAAUUAAGGCUCUCACGAAAGGUCAAGAGGAAGAAGACCGGGAGAAGGAGGACGCCAAAAAGGAAGAGGACGCCAAAAAGGAGCCACCUAGAGCAUCCGCUCCGAAGGAAGAAAGGUUUCAGAAGAGAGUAGUAAAGAAGACUGUACCAUCAGUCCCAAAGACAGAACCCCGGCGGCGUGAAGAUCGAAGGUUCACACCCUUGAAUACCAGGGUCAACGAAGUGUUUAUGGAAAUCAGAAGAGACCCAGCUUUCAGGUGGCCAAGUAAGUUGCGGGGUGAUCCAAGGAAGCGAGAUCGGACGAAGUUCUGCGAGUACCAUAAUGAUCACGGACAUUUGACGGAAGACUGCAUAACCUUGCGGCAGGAAAUCGAAACUUUCAUUAGAAAUGGAAGGCUGCCUCUCCUAUUAGAUGGAAACCGAGCUGAAGGGGCACGGGAGCCGAGAUGUGAUCGGGAUGAUGGUCCUAGAGAAGAUCCGAGACCCCCUCGGGAUCAAAGAGUAGUAAGAGAAAUCCAUACUAUUGCCGGAGGAAUAGCUGGUGGAGGACAGUCUAAUUCGGCCAGGAAAGCCCAUGCUAGGAAGACACAGGCCGAGGAAGUCUUUAUAGUGCAGAGACCGUCCAAAGUUACAAAAAAGGAUUCAGUGAUCCUUUCUUUCUCUGAAGAGGACGCUAGGGGGGUAAUGCAGCCCCAUGAUGAUCCGCUAGUCGUAACUGUAACAGUGGCCAACCAUAUGAUCCACAGAAUUCUGGUGGACAAUGGAAGCUCGGCUGAUAUACUGUACUGGCCAGUUUUUAAGCAAAUGGGUAUCGACCGUGAUAGGGUCACACCAUUUAGCUCUCCCCUGGUUGGAUUUGCAGGAGAGCAGGUCCAGCCGAUUGGUCUUAUUUCACUCCUUGUAACGGCAGGAACAGCACCUAAGCAGAAAACUAUGAUGGUAGAUUUUUUGGUUAUUGACCGACCAGGUGCCUACAAUGCCAUUGUCGGUAGACCUGCUUUGAAUAAGUUAAAGGCCGUAACUUCGACAUACCACUUGAUGAUGAAGUUCUCGACAGAAGAAGGAGUCGGAGAAGUGAAGGGAGAUCAGACCUAG
Corylus avellana is the source of this 1734-nucleotide messenger RNA. NCBI's taxonomy places the organism in Eukaryota, Viridiplantae, Streptophyta, Magnoliopsida, Fagales, Betulaceae. The record is from RefSeq and is a predicted model, not a curated record.